Messenger RNA from Cebus imitator (Panamanian white-faced capuchin), 1377 nucleotides. RefSeq names its product olfactory receptor 52D1-like. The record is from RefSeq and is a predicted model, not a curated record. Bases 77 to 1051 code for a protein of 324 amino acids. Lineage: Eukaryota; Metazoa; Chordata; Mammalia; Primates; Cebidae. Gene Ontology annotation, cellular component: membrane. Gene Ontology annotation, biological process: G protein-coupled receptor signaling pathway. The transcript has 2 exons. Gene Ontology annotation, molecular function: olfactory receptor activity; G protein-coupled receptor activity.
UUUUCAUCCUGAUAUGCACAAGACCGCUAGUGAAGAAAAAUUUAUGAAGAGAAAGUAAAAAUAUUUGACCCUUGUUAUGUCAACAUACAAUAAGACCGAUGCCCAUCCAUCAACCUUUAUUCUUAUUGGCAUUCCUGGGCUGGAAGCUGCUCACAUCUGGAUCUCCAUCCCCUUUUGUGUGGUCUACCUGUUGGCCCUACUGGGAAACUGCUCUCUUUUGUUUAUCAUCAAGACAGAGCCCAGUCUCCACGAGCCCAUGUACCUCUUCCCCUGCAUGCUGGCUGUAGCUGAUGUUGUGUGUUCUACAGCUGUGCCCAAACUUCUCAGUCUCUUCUGGUUCCAUGAUGGAGAGAUCCGCUUUGAAGCCUGCCUCACUCAAGUGUUCCUGAUUCACUCAUGCUCUACCAUGGAAUCUGGCUUCUUCCUGGCCAUGGCCUUUGACCGAUACAUGGCCAUUUGUAAUCCAUUAAGACAUUCAGCUAUUCUGACACACGCUGUAAUUGGGAGAAUGGGCCUAGCUAUUGUACUCAGGGGCAUAGCACUUCUCAGUCCUCACCCUUUCCUAUUACGUUGGCUUCCCUACUGCAGAACCCAUAUCAUUUAUCAUCACACCUACUGUGAGUUCAUGGCCCUCAUCAGGAUUGCCUGUGUGGAGAAAAAAAUUUGCAGAGCCUAUGGCCUCAUUGUUACCUUCCUUACUGGCGGGGUGGACUUUAUAUUGAUCAUUUGCUCUUAUGUCCUCAUACUCCACACCAUUUUCCAGCUCCCAACCAAAAAUGCCCUACUCAAAUCUUUGGGCACCUGUGGCUCCCAUGUCUGUGUCAUCUUAGUGUUCUAUACUCCAGCCUUCUCUUUUCUCACCCACAGGUUUGGGCACCAUGUGGCUCCCCAUGUUCACAUAUUUGUGGCCAACAUCUAUCUUCUUGUCCCACCCAGGGUAAACCCCAUUAUCUAUGGGGUAAGGACAAAAAGGAUAUGGGACAGGUUCUUUAAAGUUUUCAGUUUUUCAAAGCCUCUAACUGAAUCAUUUUUGCUGGUGAGAGAUAACUGAACAAAACUUUGCAUUAUCUUCGAAUGUAAGAUCUUUCUAUUAAGGCACUCAUUUAAUAAUCAGACAGCUAAGAUAUUUCUGUGGAAAGUAACUUAUUCAAACAUAAUUGUUAAACAGAUAUAAUUAUAGAUUGUCUAUGUACAUUAGAUUACCAAGUACAGGGAUUACUUGACAUUUAAAUCUUGUUAGACUGUUUGAAGUUAAUAAUUUGAAUAAUAUGACUGUCACACAGUGUAUUUCAAAGUUUCAAUUGGCAUAUAACCAUCUGAAUCUUGCCAUUAUAGAAGAUAUCAAUCUGAACGUCUUAGGAAACCAGAUUAAUAAAA